CUUACCACCCGUCAGGCCCUCGUUCGCGCGCUCGGAUCGGGCGAUGGGUGAAACCCGAUUCGACCGAGUCCUGAAGAGACGAGACGAAUCGAGACGAGCAGAUCAGAGCAGAGCUGACUGUCGUCGCGGGGGGGCUGAUUGGGGUGUCGAUGAUGUGAGGCGGUGACAAGUGGUGCGUCACACGUGUUCUUCUGCGCUUUCGAUCUCUUAUAGACUCGGGAUUCCGGUGCCGCUGCUGUUGCUGCUGCUGCAGCUCGGCCUCCGUGUAUCGAGACUCGAAAUCUGUUCCUUCCGGCUCGCGCGUGAUGGGACUCAGAAUGCAGAAUUCGAGUGGAAUUCCGAGGCUUAUCGCGCUCUUCGUCGUGAUGCUGUGGUGCUAUCGCUCGUACCAAUUGUUUUACCCGGUCUACUCCUGAACGAUGGCUCGAUCAGGCGAGUCCCCGAAGCUAAGGGUUCGUCCUCCGCAGCAGUCAAUCGCCUCGAGCGCGGCCACGUCCUCGCGGGAUGAAAGAAGAUGAAUUUGGGGCAGCGCGGACCGAGCAGAGAGCGAGUGGUGAUCGAACCUCGUCGAUCUAGAGAGGGGCCUGAUGUGACAGGACCUCGGAAUCUAGGUUGCAGUAUGCUCGCGCGAGCGAGCGAGAACAGGAUCGAAAUCGAAAGGCGAAAGGCUCGAUGGGGAAAUUCCGAGGUUCGGUAUUGCACUCAUUAUAUUUAGGGUUCACCUGCACCUUUGAAGCCGCGUGCUUGGCUCACCUCGAAGCGCAGCGACGAGGAGAUGCGGGAGCUGGCCGAGGACGAUGAAUUGUGUGCGAGCCGCCGAGAAGGUUUCGGACUGUACAGAAGAUGGUGGACCGUCAAAUCUGACAAUCUCGAGUAAUUCUCCAGAGGCCAGGUCUAGUGCUAGAAAAGAGAGUAGACGUCGUGGGGUUUCAUGUCGUUGCAGUGACAGACAGAGAGAGAGAGAGACUGCUCGUAGGAACUGGUGUAGCACUCGGAGCCGAUCAGAACACAAGAGCAGGGCCGUCCACUACGACUCUCACUCGUGCCGCCUUUGCCGAGGCGGUUGUCUCCGCAGGCUCCUCGUGGGAUCGUGAACACCCUCAUGUCCCAAUUGUACAUAACUAUACAACAUAAAUCGAAGGCUCAUUUUUCCACUU
Messenger RNA from Marchantia polymorpha subsp. ruderalis, 1157 nucleotides. The record is from the annotation of a GenBank genome assembly. Lineage: Eukaryota; Viridiplantae; Streptophyta; Marchantiopsida; Marchantiales; Marchantiaceae.